Molecule: messenger RNA, 1475 nt
Organism: Oryzias melastigma (Indian medaka)
Lineage: Eukaryota; Metazoa; Chordata; Actinopteri; Beloniformes; Adrianichthyidae
Product: transcription factor jun-B
Exons: 2
Coding region: 270-1163 (297 amino acids)
Biological process (GO): regulation of transcription by RNA polymerase II; regulation of cell cycle; regulation of cell population proliferation
Cellular component (GO): transcription regulator complex
Molecular function (GO): DNA-binding transcription factor activity, RNA polymerase II-specific; transcription factor binding; RNA polymerase II cis-regulatory region sequence-specific DNA binding
Source: RefSeq, a predicted model, not a curated record
UCUUGUUUACAGCGCCGUUCCUGGCAACAGCGUCAUCAGCAGUCUGUGUGAGGCCGGAGGCGGGAGCGCGCAGCAAACAGCCAAUCCGCGGGGCGCGCGGCGCGCUAUAAAGGCGGCGCAGGCGGCCGGCCGCCCGUCAUAAGGAAAGUGAGGAGAAAAGUUUCCGAAGAAGCGCAGUGGAAUGAAAAGUCCUGACUUAAUCAGUGGAUCCCGCUUUGAUUCCAACUAAAGGCGCAGCGCUGCCAGACUACAAACUGCUAAAGCAGAAUAUGAACUUGAACUUCACCGAUUCAUAUCGGAACUCCAACUUCAAGCCUCCGCUCCUGCGCGCCGACACCGACUUCUACCCGGCGGGGACGGCGGACGUGGGCUCGCUGAAGCUCGCCUCUCCGGAACUCGAGCGGCUGAUCAUCCAGAACAGCAACGGGAUCAUCACGACCACCCCCACCCCCACGCCGUACCUGUACAACCGCGGCAUCACCGAGGAGCAGGAGGGCUUCGCGGAGGGCUUCGUCAAAGCUCUGGACGACCUGCACAAGAUGAACCAGAUGGCUCCUCCGAACAUCUCCAUCGGUUCUGGCGGGGUGGGCUGCCCGGCUCCGUCCUCCGUGUUCGGCCCGUCCAUGCAGCCCGAAGCUCUAGAGUACACGAACCUGAGCAGCUGCAGCACGAACGGCAGCCUGAGCUCUGCGCCCAGCUACCCCCCCAGCACCAUCAGCUACCUGCAGCAUCACCAGUUCCAUCAGCAUCCUCAGGCCGUGGCGCACGGCUCCCACCACUUCCAGCACUCCCUGUCCGGGGCCCCCAUCCACACGCAGCGCUACGGGGGCCUGAAGGAGGAGCCGCAGACGGUCCCCGACAUGCAGAGCAGCGACAACGGCUCUCCUCCCAUGUCUCCCAUCGACAUGGAGAACCAGGAGCGGAUCAAAGCGGAGCGCAAGCGGCUGCGGAACCGGCUCGCCGCCUCCAAGUGCCGGAGGCGCAAGCUGGAGCGCAUCGCGCGCCUGGAGGACAAAGUGAAGGUGUUGAAAACGGACAACGCGGGCUUGUCGAGCACGGCCUCCCUGCUGCGGGAGCAGGUGGCGCAGCUCAAACAGAAAGUCAUGACGCACGUCAGCAGCGGCUGCCAGCUCAUGUUAGCGCCCAAAGUCAAGUCCUACUGAAGACACGCUGCACUUUUUGGGUUUGUUGGAAACACUGGACAAGAACUGCACUGAAGGACACGCAGUCUGCGCGCGUGACAACCGAGACUCGCGGGGUUCUGGUGCGUCAGCAGAACCCCGCGAAACCUCAGCCAGAAAACACUUGGGGCAUUUGAACACCUUCUCAGAAGUGUCGUCCCGGUUUUACCCGUUUACACUGUCGUUUGUGACGCUCUCACUGUAAAUUAUUUGUGCUCAUCAGGUUGAACCGGGUGAUCCUCCUAUUUUGUACUUGUAAAGUAUAUAUUUAAGUAAAUGAAGUUAAGGAACCGA